AUGGUAGAGGAGAUGAAAAAGUAUAAGAUCAAGGUGUUGGGUAUAUGCGAAACGAGAAGAAGGGGUGUAGGAGAGAGAGUUCUUGAGGAGGGAUAUGUAAUGAGAUACUCAGGAGUAGCUGAUGGAAGGAGAGCUUGCGGUGGAGUGGCUAUUGUAAUAGAUGAAGAAACCAACACCAGAGUUAGAAGUUGGAAAGCCAUUAGCCCUAGAAUAAUAAGAGUAGAUCUAGACCUGGAAGAGAAAAUUAGCAUAAUCCAAGUAUAUGGACCAACAGAAGAUGCAAAUGUGGCCGAGAAAGAUGAAUUCUGGAUGCAGCUAGAGAGAGAAACCAUUGAAGCUGAAGAAUCAAGGAAACUUGUAGUGAUUGGUGAUUUCAAUGGAAGAAUCGGAAUGGAUGAGCAGGUGGGGAAUGGGUGUAUGGGAAAGUAUGGAUGUGAGGUGAUUAAGAAUAACAAUGGACAAAGAUUGAUUGAAUAUGCAUCUCAACACAAUUUCCUCAUAGGGAACACUUGGUUCAUUCAUAAGAGAAUCCACAAGAUUACAUUCGUUGGAGAAGGCAGAGAGGCAGAAAGCAUGAUUGAUUACAUUCUCUAUCAAGGAGAGCUUAGAUAUGCUUUUAGGGAUGUGAAGGUCAUAAGGGGAGCAGAACUGGACACUGACCACAAACUUCUGGUUGCGGACACAGGUUUUAGAGAAAGAAAGGUUUGCAGACAGAAAGCAUACAGGAGAAUAAAGCAUGAAGAGUUGAGACUUGCUGAAAAUAGAGAAAAUAUAAAGUAG
Molecule: messenger RNA, 780 nt
Organism: Nilaparvata lugens (brown planthopper)
Lineage: Eukaryota; Metazoa; Arthropoda; Insecta; Hemiptera; Delphacidae
Product: craniofacial development protein 2-like
Exons: 1
Coding region: 1-780 (259 amino acids)
Biological process (GO): chromatin remodeling
Cellular component (GO): nucleus
Source: RefSeq, a predicted model, not a curated record